Messenger RNA from Vidua macroura (Pin-tailed whydah), 3374 nucleotides. Its product is annotated as nebulette-like. Gene Ontology annotation, cellular component: Z disc. Gene Ontology annotation, biological process: cardiac muscle thin filament assembly. The record is from RefSeq and is a predicted model, not a curated record. Gene Ontology annotation, molecular function: actin filament binding. Lineage: Eukaryota; Metazoa; Chordata; Aves; Passeriformes; Viduidae.
AUGCGAGUGUCUGCCAUUCAGGAUCUCAGGGAGGAUGAAAAUGAGGAUUGGGAAGAAGAAAAGAUCUUCCUCAAGCCUGUUAUUGAGGACAGAAAUAUGGAACUGGCCCGAAAAUGCAGUGAAUUAAUAAGUGAUAUACACUAUAAAGAAGAGUUUAAAAAAUCUAAAGGCAAGUGCAUAUUUGUACCUGACACCCCGCAGCUAAAACAUGUGAAAAGCCUUGGUGCUUUUAUUUCUGAGGUGAAAUAUAAAGGAGCUGCUAAGAAAGACCUUUCCAACUCUCUGUAUCAGCAGAUGCCAGCCACAAUUGACAGUGUAUUUGCAAAAGAAUUAAUGCACCUUCAGAGCAAGGUUCUCUAUAAACAAAAACAUGAUGCUGAGAAAGGAUUUUCAGACUAUGCACGUAUGAGGGAACCUCCAGAUGUUAAACAUGCCAUGGAAGUCAGUAAACACCAGAGCGAUGUAUCCUAUAAGAAGGAUGUGCAAGAUACUCAUAGGUACACUGAAGUGCUGAACAGACCAGACAUAAAGAAGGCAACUGAGAUAACAAAGAUAAUAAGUGAUGCAAAGUACAAGAAAGGAAGGGGAGAGCUGAAUAAGGAGUCUGCUGUGCUUGGAAGACCCGAUUUUGAACAUGCUAAAGGAGUUUCAAAACUUUUAAGCCAAGUAAAAUACAAAGAGAAGUUCAGUAAGGAAAUGAAGAAUCACCAAUACAAUCCUCUUGACAGUGCUUCCUUCAAGCAAGCACAGAUUGCAUCCACCUUGGCAAGUGAUGUGAACUACAAGAAAGAUUUGGAAAGCCUACAUGAUCCAGCAUCUGAUCUACCAAAUCUGCUGCAUUUAAACCAUGCUUUAAAUAUCAGCAAAACACAGAGUGAUUAUGAAUAUAAGAAAUCAUUUAAGCAAAACAAUUGUUUCUAUCAUUUCAGCCCAGACACUGCAGAACAAAUCCAUUUCAAAGAAAAUGCAGUGCUUCAAAGUCAGGUCAAGUACAAAGAAAAUUAUGAAAAAUCUAAAGGCAGAUCAAUGCUGGAGUUUGUGGAUACACCAAUGUAUCAACUUUCAAAGGAGGCUCAAAAGAUGCAAAGUGAGAAAAUGUACCGCAGAGAUUUUGAAGAAGGGAUCAAGGGAAGACCUUCACUGGAUUUAGACAAGACCCCAGAGUUCUUGCAUAUAAAACAAGUCACUAAUCUUCUGAAAGAGAAAGAGUAUCGAAAAGAUUUGGAAGAAGGGAUGAAAGGGAAAGGAAUGACAGUGUUUGAAGAUACACCAGAUUUGAUUAGAGUGAAAAAUGCAGCUCAGAUACUAAAUGAGAGGCAAUACAAGAAAGACUUGGAAACUGAAAUUAAAGGGAAAGGCAUGGAAGUUGGUCCGGAUACACCUGAGAUAAGACGAGCCAAGAAAGCUUCUGAAAUUGCAAGCAUGAAAGAAUACAAGAAAGACUUGGAGAAUGAAAUUAAAGGAAAGGGAAUGGAAGUAGGUACGGAUACCCUUGAUAUACAACGAGCCAAAAAAGCUUCUGAAAUUGUCAGCCAGAAGAAAUACAAAAAGCAUCUGGGGAGAAAGGGGAUGCAAGUUGGUCCAUAUAUUCCAGAAAUACAGUAUGUCAAAAGGGCUUCAGAAAUAGCAAGCCAGAAAAUGUACAAAGAUGAAGCAGAGAAGAUGCUCUGUAACUAUUCUGCUGUCCCAGACACUCCUGAGAUGGAGAGGAUAAGAAGUACUCAGAAAAACAUCAGUUCAGUGUUUUAUAAGAAGGAAGUAGGAGCUGGCACAGCUGUAAAAGAUACUCCAGAGAUUGAAAGAGUAAAGAAAAAUCAACAGAAUAUUAGUUCGAUUAAAUACAAGGAGGAAAUUCGACAUGCAACAGCUAUUUCUGAUCCACCUGAACUAAGGAGAGUUAAAGAAAACCAGAAGAAUAUUAGCAAUGUUCAGUACAAAGAACAGCUCUGCAAAGCUACACCUGUGAGUGUCACCCCUGAGAUGGAAAGAGUCAAGAGGAAUCAAGAGAAUGUCAGCAUGGUUCACUACAGAGAGCAGCCUGGCAAAGCUACUGCUGUGAGUGUCACUCCUGAGAUAGAGAGAGUCAGGAAGAAUCAAGAUAAUAUCAGCUCGGUGAAGUACAGCAGUGAUCAGAGGCAGAUGAAAGGUAGACGUAGUGUGCUUCUAGACACACCUGAGCUAAGGCAUGUCAAAGAAACACAAAACAACAUCUCGAUGGUAAAAUAUCAUGAAGAUUUUGAGAAGACAAAGGGCAGAGGCUUCACCCCAGUGGUAGAUGAUCCUAUAACAGAGCGUGUACGAAAAAACACCCAAAUUGUGAGUGAUGCUGCAUAUAAAGGUGUGCAUCCACAUAUUGUUGAAAUGGAUAGAAGACCUGGAAUAAUUGUUGAUCUUAAAGUUUGGCGCACAGAUCCCGGCUCCAUCUUCGACAUUGAUCCUCUGGAGGACAAUAUUCAGUCUAGGAGUCUGCAUAUGCUUUCUGAAAGAGCAAGCCGUUACAGUAAGCAGUAUUUACAUUCUACCAGUCUGGGGGAUUAUAAAUCAGAUGGCUCUGACACGAACCCCACCUUUUCUUACUGCAGUGAGAUAACAAGGCCAUCUGAUGAAGGAGCCCCUGUUCUCCCUGGGGCAUAUCAACAAAGCCAGACUCAAGGAUAUGGAUACAUGCACCAGACCAGUAUGUCAUCCAUGAGGUCCAUGCAUUCACAGCCUCAUUCAGCAAGUCUGAGAACAUACAGAGCUAUGUAUGAUUACAGCGCCCAAGAUGAAGAUGAAGUUUCCUUCAGGGAUGGUGAUUAUAUCAUCAAUGUGCAACCAAUUGAUGAUGGCUGGAUGUAUGGUACUGUUCAGAGAACUGGGAAAACAGGAAUGCUUCCAGCAAAUUAUAUUGAGUUUGUUAAUUAAUUUUUGUCUCUAGUCCUUUGAGCUUUAUUAUGAUUUACUUAAAAUCUAACCUUUUAGAAAAAAUCAGAAGAAUCUUUUAAGAGUUCAUGAUCAUUACUUUAUCACUGCUAUAACAGUUUGCAUUUUCACUCAGAAUCCAUUUUAGAGUCCUUUAAAAAAAAAAAAAAAAUAAUCCACAAGAAGCCCAGAGCUUUGAAAACAGCAUUGCUUAUAAUAGUGCUCUCUCAAAAUGAAAAACAUAUAUGGAAGCCUGGUGUUGCCAGUCCUAUAAAAACUUCAGUCAAUUAACUGUAAAGGGGUAAUGCCUUUUCCUUACACCUGAAAGACGUUAUAACCAUAAAAUUGAUUCACUUCUUAUGGCACUCUGAAGUCACAGGAGGUUAACACACUGAGUUUGAACACAUCUUCAAAUUAUUAGGGAAAUGUUAAAUGUUUAAGCAGUUAGCUUCCUAAUAAAAAAUAAUAUGUUG